AUGGCGGCGAAGCUGCUGGUGCUGCUGCUCCAGCCUCUACUCGUCGGCAGCGCCGAUGGCUGUAGCCCUGAGCUCCUGCGCCGGGAGUCUGGGAAAUACUUUCGGCUGCUCGAGGAUGACGAGCGUCGAACGACAUGUUCGGAGAUCACCGACGGCCAAUGCCCCAUCGCGGUCCCUGUGUUAGGGAAUCCUUGCUUGGUAAGCUGCGUUGCCUCCGAGACAGAGUGUGCGACGAUCAACCCUCACACAGCAGGCAUCAAUCCCUCCGAAGAUCCGCAGCUGUGCUCAACUUGCGACAUUACUGCGUGCAGGUUUUGCACUUUCGAGCAAGGGGCGGCAACUUGCCACUCGUGCUUCGAUGGCUUUGAGCUGAUAGAGCACGCAGAUGGCACGCAGGAGUGCAUAGUCUUUGGGCAGACCGCCAUCGUCUACAUCGCGUAUAUUUUGAUGACAGUUAUUCUGGCAGCAGUUUUGCUGGUACUGGCUGGCACCUGCUAUGUUGCUGCCGCGCAGCACAUGAAGCGAACUUGGUCAUCACCAGCUCCGGAUCUAACGGCUGGCCUCCUCACAGGAACUUCAGCCGGUGUGCCCGUCUCCAGCGACGACGUCGAACCUGCGAAGGCGAAGAGCCACAACGAAAAAGCCAUCGCGCAUGGCCUCUUGACCUCGCUCGAGGCAUCAAUCAAAUUCAACGCACUGCGCCGUGCUGCAACCCGCAGUGGACAGAAAGACCUGAAGAGGAUGAUCGAGGCAACGCUCGACACUGCUGAUGAUCUUGGAGUUGGACUCCAGCUGUUUUACAACACCCAGAUCUUUCUGAUUGCUUUCAGCUUGCUGGGUUUCGGCGUGGCCUACUUCUUCCUGCGCAUACUUACGCCAGGUGCGACGUUGACCGAAUUGAUGGAGGAGGCUGCCGUUUGCCCCACCUCCCUGCAGCAGCUCAGGAGUUUCGAGGAGCAGGUCAUCUCUCGAGAGACGCUUCGUGCCGAACGCGGCCAAGUGAUGGGUAUGGUCUUGUGGUUCUUCGGUGUAUGGCUUUCUUGGGGGUUCCACUACUACCAGAAAGUGUACAUGAGAAAGUACGAUGCGCAGCAUCAGACGUCCGACGAUUACACGCUGAUGUUGGAAGAUGUGCCUCGUGAGGUGACCUCGGAGCGCGCUUUGCAGGAACGCCUGGAAGCCGAGCUCAGCGUCCAGGGCGGCAUCUACGGUGUGUGCAUCUUGUACGACCUGCUUCACGUCCCCGCUGAAAUCCGAGAACGGAUCGAAGCCAUGUUGGAGCACAUCAUCGAGUGGGACGACAUGUGCAAUGGCUGGGCCAAGCAGGAUUUCUCGGUGUCCAAACAACAGCUCAAGCUGGAAUUGGAAAACGAUGCCGCAGAUUUCCAGAACAUCCUGCGUGAGCACUUGAGGCCUGGAUAG
Messenger RNA from Symbiodinium sp. CCMP2592, 1422 nucleotides. The record is from the annotation of a GenBank genome assembly. Lineage: Eukaryota; Dinophyceae; Suessiales; Symbiodiniaceae.